Messenger RNA from Mycena indigotica, 591 nucleotides. RefSeq lists its product as uncharacterized. Bases 1 to 591 code for a protein of 196 amino acids. The record is from RefSeq and is a predicted model, not a curated record. Lineage: Eukaryota; Fungi; Basidiomycota; Agaricomycetes; Agaricales; Mycenaceae. The transcript is spliced from 3 exons.
AUGUCGACUUUUAACCCAUACGCUCAACAAGGCUGGAACUCACAACAUUCCAUGCCCAGUGGUUCUCGCCCCUCGAUGUAUGGCGCCCUGCCGUUCUCGCCCCCAGUAACGCUGCCUACAUUAUUUGCCUUCCGCUUCACCUCUUUUGCACCAACAAUUCUCAAUUGUACUGUUAUUGGCCCACAAUCACGCCCAUAUUUCCGCGUCUUGACCGACGCGCCAGUGCAAGGCGUGACCGGAUUUCAGAAUGCAGCGGGGACCAACAUUGCGCUGGUUCAAUGGCAUCGACACCCCGAGGUCGAGGUACAAGGGGCUGUCUCUCGGCAGAGGUCUUCCCAGAUGUUGGCGUUGACGCCUGAUCAAAGUGCUCGUGCGAUGACUCUGAAUAACGGCAGCAGCAUGACCUUCACACCACGGGAGAACUUCAUUUGGAUAUAUUCCAAUACUUCGGAUCCAGAACUUUUGGGAAGAAUCUCCCGCGGCCAAACGUCUGUUACGCUUGAGCUGACGGGCGAAGCCAUUCAUCGUGGGCUGCUGGAAUCUGCCGUUGUGGCCACGUUUUUGCUCCAAUGUGGGCGCAAUAUCGAUUGA